CUCAUGUGUAGUCGUUUCACAUGAUAUUUUUCUCAUGCAAAUCAUAAACAAGUGAUUGAAAAAAAUAAAAUUGUUUUCCAUUACAUGAAUAUAUUAUUUAAGUUUUAUAAAAUAAAAUAAAAGAUUAUAUUUAUAUUAAAAAAAAAAAAAAGAAUGUUAAUAGAAAAGAAAAUGUGGAUAAAGUAAUUAGAAAAGUGGGGAGAAGAAUAACAAAUCGUCAUGCCAAUACCGCCAUACUAUACUAUAUUCAUACUAUACCAAAACCUAAAGCUUCUAGUGCUAGUAGUCGAGCUAAAGAUACACCUCAUUCAUCUAGCGUCCUCGCAAUUGUUACUUUCACUUGGGAACAGCGCAAUUAUUUUGUAAACAAACAAAUUUUAUAUGUGUAAAAGAUAUAUCCAACAGUACUUAUAUUAUUUCUAAAAAAUAGUUGACUUAUUUUUAAAUGGAAUUGUUUUGAUUGAAGUGUUAAGUGAAAUUAAAGAAUAUUAAACAAAUGAUUUCACAAAAUGCAACUAUGCAAUCGAAUAAAAAGAUUUUGGCUGCUAAUGAGCCUUUUUGCAAUUGGUAGUCUCUAUUUAUUAUCAAUUUACUUUGAUUUAAAUUCAGAAUCAUGGAGAUCAGGAAGAUUGUUCUUCGGAAUAGACAACAAAACACCUCUACCUCAAGGUCUCAACGACUCAACAAAAUUAGUAUUAUUUUGGAAUACAAUGUUUGGAGAUGAAACAUUCUAUUUCGGACGUGGUGAUGUUUUUGAAAACUGUCCAAAUAUACCUAAAGGCAGUUGUUAUGCAACUCACAAUCGAUAUGCAGCGAAUGUUGAAAAUUUUGAUGCAAUUUUAUUUCAUGGUAAUGAAUUGGAUAUAGGAGAUUUACCAAAAAAACGACGGCCUCACCAACGAUAUAUUUUUACAAACUUGGAAAGUCCCGUCAAUCGUCCAUUACCUUAUCCUUUUUUUGAGAAUUAUUUUAACCUUACAAUGACUUAUAGACUUGAUAGCGAUAUUGUUUGGCCUUAUUCUCUAAUUCGAGAGAAAGCAACGGGCGAAAUUCUCUGGCCACUGCAUCAGACUACUGUUGGGAAGACGAGCAGUGCAACAGGAAAUACAAUGAAGGCAAUACCGUCAUCGAAUGUUACGCAAUUAAUAAGGAAGAAAAAAAAAACCGCUGUAUGGUUUGUGAGCAACUGUAAUUCAAUGAGUGGUCGUGAAAAGUAUGUUGAUGAAUUAGAAAAAUAUAUAGAUGUUGAUAUAUAUGGUUUUUGUGGACAAAAAUCUUGUAAAAGGGAUCAAGAUUGCUUCAAGACUGUUAUUGAGCCCAACUACUUCUUCUACUUGUCUUUCGAAAAUAGCCUCUGUCAAGAUUAUGUUACGGAAAAACUUUAUAAUGCACUCAAGCAUUACGUUGUUCCAGUAGUAUAUGGAGGUGCUAAUUAUAGUCUAUUUGCGCCUCCAGACUCUUAUAUAAAUACAAUGGAUUUUGAAAGUCCACUACUCUUGGCUAAGUACUUGAAGAAGUUGACCAAAGAACCAAAAGAGUAUGCCAAAUAUUUUGAGUGGAAGCACCAAUAUGAAGCUCCAUCUUCUCCUCUCAAAUUCACCAUUUGCCAAUUGUGUCGCUAUCUUUUAGAAGACCAUAAACCAAAAACAUAUGAUCCAUUAUCCAGUUGGUACAAAUAUAAUAAAUGCCCUUUACAAGAAAAGUUAAAUUUCCUGCCAUAUUUGACCAAAUCAGCCUUAAACUAACUUAUAAUGUAAUCAAAGUAAUUUUUUUCAUUAUUUUCAUAAUUUUAUAAAAAUCUUUCAGCUAAAAUUACUGAUGCUCAUGUUAGUUACAGCAGUAUUACAAGAAUGUUUGAUUCAUUAUAUGAAAUAUUUCUAUUUGGCUCCAAAAAUAUACAAAACAUUUAUUUUUAUACAAGUCAAUCAGUCCUUCCAUGUACUGUAAAUAAUAAAACCGAUGGACAUCAGAACAUCAAAAAUAAAAAAUUAAUCAUCACAAAUCCAUGAAUAAUCUUCAUCUCUUAUCAAUUUGUAAAUUUUACUUUUUGUUGCCAUUAAAAGUUGAAUCAUUAAUGGAGUCUUAAUUUUCUAAUAAAAUAUUUCUAUUUUUAAAAUGAGUAAUGUAAUAUUGCCGAUGCUUAAACAGCUUCAUCUUUGUUUUAUAAUGAUACGCUUCCCAAAAUAAUUCAACACUCGUUUCCUUUUUUCAUAAUAUAUCCAUUAUAACAAUA
Messenger RNA from Chelonus insularis, 2233 nucleotides. RefSeq names its product alpha-(1,3)-fucosyltransferase C-like (gene FucTC). The transcript is spliced from 3 exons. The record is from RefSeq and is a predicted model, not a curated record. Gene Ontology annotation, cellular component: membrane. Gene Ontology annotation, molecular function: fucosyltransferase activity. NCBI's taxonomy places the organism in Eukaryota, Metazoa, Arthropoda, Insecta, Hymenoptera, Braconidae. Bases 510 to 1745 code for a protein of 411 amino acids.